UGAAAUCCUUUUCCCAACGUUCACCGCUUUCAACAUCCCCACGAAAUCUUCCCUCUAUAUAUAAAGGGAGUCGGGAGUAUUACAGCUCCAGAAAAAGUUUUCUUUAAAGACAAAAACCUCUUUCCUCAUCUCUCUACAUCCCCCGCAAUUUCAAAAUCCUAAGCUUAACCCUAGUCCCUAAAUUCCCGAUCAAACAAUCAAUCACUAAAGCCCUGUAGAACAGAUUAAAUUAAAAAUCGUGCAGUAGUGAACUGCAAUAUUUAUUUUUGCUUACUAGUUUUAAACGAUGUCUGCAAUUGUUUGCCGCAAGAGAUCAUAUUUUGAAGAAUUACAAUCACCGUCGCCGACGUCAGCGUCACCGCCGGUUUCAAAGAAGCUUCGUUGUUCUUCCUUCACCACCUCUCCGGUUCACUUCUCUCCGCCGUCCCCUCUGCCGUCUCUCUUCAAUCAGCUGAGAGCUUUAUUUCCUGAUAUGGACAAUCAGCUACUUGAGAAAGCAUUGGAAGAAUCUGGCAAUGACUUGGAUGCUGCUAUUAGGAGCCUGCAUGAGCUUCGCCUUGGAUAUGCAGAUGGAAAAUCGGACACGAAAGCUGAUGGAGAGACGGAAAAUGGUAUGAACCCCACCAAUGUGCCGGCUGCUCAGUCAGAAGAUCCUUCUGAAAACAAGUUUCCUGCCAAUGGUGCAGAAUGGGUGGAAUUGUUUGUGAAGGAAAUGAUGAGUGCUACAAGCAUAGAUGAUGCCAGGGCUCGAGCUACCAGGCUGUUGGAGAACUUAGAGAAAUGCAUUAGUUCACGUGCAGGUGCAGAGGCAGCUCAAAAUUCUCACAAGGAAAAUAUUAUGCUGAAACAGCAAAUAGAAGUGCUUCUCCGAGAGAAUACAAUUCUCAAGAGGGCAGUGGCCAUUCAGCAUGAACGUCAGAAAGAGUAUGAUGAAAGGAACCAGGAAGUGCAUCAAUUAAAGCAGCUGAUUGCUCAGGGUAAAGAGCAAUUGAGAACUCUUGAGAUCAACAAUUAUGCUUUGAAAAUGCAUUUGAGGCAAGCUCAGCAAAGCAACUCUAUCCCUGGAUUCAAUCCUGAUGUGUUCUAAUGUGCCGAACUUUCAAAGGAAAAGAUGGAGCCCUGAUAUGGAUGUUUUACGGGACAUAUUCUUUCUGUUGUCAGAUCUUAGAGUUGUAAGGUUUCUCUAGGCCAACUUGUGCUGAUGAUUCCAGUGAACCUGCACACAAGGGACAUAGCCAAAUUUCCAAUGUUGAAGGCGUCAAAUCAGUAAUCUUAGUGAUGGAAACAAGCUGAAGUUUAAAUUAUGAUUUUGUUUCUUUCAGUAUGAAUUUUGUGAGGCCUUCAAUUGAUAUACAAAAUUAAUAGACAUUAUUAAUAGGCGAAAGGUCUUUGCCAUACAUUUUUCUACACUGAAUGGUUGAUCAACAUCGAUCAUGAUACUCCAUGUCUAUGUUAGAUGAGUGGUGUUGCUGCUAAUAGUCGUAUUUUCGUUGAUCUUUGUAAUUAUAACUAUUGGUAUUUUGAGAUGAAACAAUAUAAAUAAAUUAAGAUGUCUUUGAUAGUUA
Nicotiana attenuata is the source of this 1565-nucleotide messenger RNA. RefSeq lists its product as uncharacterized. The record is from RefSeq and is a predicted model, not a curated record. NCBI's taxonomy places the organism in Eukaryota, Viridiplantae, Streptophyta, Magnoliopsida, Solanales, Solanaceae. Gene Ontology annotation, molecular function: ubiquitin binding. The coding region runs from base 287 to 1087 and encodes 266 amino acids. The transcript is spliced from 5 exons.